This is a messenger RNA of Corapipo altera (White-ruffed manakin), 1928 nucleotides long. RefSeq names its product killer cell lectin-like receptor subfamily B member 1B allele C. The transcript is spliced from 8 exons. The record is from RefSeq and is a predicted model, not a curated record. The coding region runs from base 828 to 1556 and encodes 242 amino acids. Lineage: Eukaryota; Metazoa; Chordata; Aves; Passeriformes; Pipridae.
CGUGUACUCCUCAGACCCGGCCUCCUCUCCCGCCUCAAUGACAGCCUGGGUUACUGGCUCGGGCUGCGGAGACGGGGCGGGAGGUUUCAGUGGGUGGACGGCAGCAGCUACAACUCCUCGGUCCCCGUCCUGGGUGACUCAGAGUGUGUGUUCCUGGGCCACCGGCGCUUCAGGAGCGGGCUCUGCUCGGCUCAGCGGCCUUUCCUCUGCAACAGACCCCAGCAUCGCCUGGGAUAGAUGGUGGGAACGGGACCCUCUCCAUCCUGAAGAUUCUCAGCUUUGCAUCUUCUCCCAGCACAGCUCAGCUCUCCACCUGCCUUGCAGUUGUUUAUCAGCAUCACCUCAGAGUUUGGUGCCACGGAUACCUCAGUGCAACCCCUCAGGGCCACCUCAGUGCCUGGGCUGAAGGGGAUGAGCCUGCAGGGAGGGGAGAUGAUGUGGAAGCCGAUGUGUGGCUGCCUGGACUGGGGGCUCUGGGUUUCUUUCUCCUUCUAGAACCAUCCCAGAACUCAUCCUGCUUCUCUAACAGUCCGCAGUUGUACCCUAACCCUGUAUACAUCUAUGAUGCUGCCCAUCAGGAGUGAAGCAGGAGAUCCCACCUUGGAUACAGGUGAGCCCCCCUCCUCCUCCUGGCUGGGGACACCCUAAACCCUUUCCCCAGGCACAGGGGAGGCUGCAGAAUACAGAGAUAUGUUCAAAAAAACAAAGAAACAUAAAAGGCCUGGUUGGUGCCAUUUCCUGGGACCGGACGCACGUUGGUCACGGGGUGAGAAGGUGUCCGAGGCUGGUGCCGCUCUCGGGACACGCCAACGACCUCCAGAGCCACCAUGGCUGGGGAAAUCGUUUAUGCUGAUCUAAGAAAUCCUGGGAAUGAGCCUUCCCCGGCUGAGAAAUGUCCUGCUCCUGCCCCAUGCCCGUGGUGGCACAGAGUCCUCCUCACAGCCGGGGCACUGGGGCACCUCGUCCUGCUGGUGCUGGUGGUGGUCCUGAGCGUGAGGGUUUUUCAGGGCUCUCCAUGUCCUGAAAGUGACCCCAGAGUUGAGAGCCAGGCCAGGAACCAGACGGAGCGAUGGAUCUUCCCAUCCCUGGUGCAGUACUUCUGCCAGCCCCAGGGGCAGAGCCCCCCAGCCCCUGCUGGCUGCAAGUUGUGCCCCCAGGACUGGCAGCUCCGUGGGGAGAGAUGCUACUGGCUCUCCAAGGAAUCGGGAAACUGGACCCAGGGCAGGAAAAGCUGCGAAGAUCAGGGCUCUGAGCUGGUGGUGCUCAAGAACGAGACAGAAAUGGAGAACGUCGAGAGUGUCACAGAUGGGAGCCCAUGGUCGGUGUGGGUCGGGUUGAGGUCACGGCAGAAGGAGUGGACGUGGGUGGACGACACCCCCUACGACCCCCACAGGUUUGGGGUCCUGCGGGAGCCAGACAAAGGGUUCUGUGGGACCCUGAAAGGCAAGAGCUUGGAGGUUGAUGUCUGUGACAGUGACCACAAGUGGGUUUGCCAAAAAGCCCCUUUCCAGCUCUCCUCACCCACGUUUGGGAAGCUGGAUGAUGCCUCAACGUGACACACUCGGGCACGGACCUCGUGUGGUACAAAAAAAAAAUUUAUUACAAUUUUUUCAUGGUUUAUCCACCCCGUUACAUCAGCAGUAAAUUCCUGUUAGUGACUUUUCUCUAUAUCUACUUUUUAGUUAAACAUUCUCUGCCCAGGAGAAAAAUACUCCCAAGCAAUUUCACACACACACAGAUUUAUCACCACAUCUGCAUUUAUCUUGCAAGUUCCACUUAAGUUUCUCCCAGGGUCAUAUAAUCUCAGUCCCUACACUUAAGUGUUAUUUUUAUGCUUUUAUACUACUGUAGAUGACAAUAAGCCAAGCGGCUCCAUCACUGCUUUCCUUUGCAACCAAACUGUCCUAAAAUAAACACACAGAUUCCAA